Molecule: messenger RNA, 2957 nt
Organism: Lipotes vexillifer (Yangtze River dolphin)
Lineage: Eukaryota; Metazoa; Chordata; Mammalia; Artiodactyla; Lipotidae
Gene: GPR22
Product: G protein-coupled receptor 22
Exons: 3
Coding region: 1346-2647 (433 amino acids)
Biological process (GO): G protein-coupled receptor signaling pathway; cellular response to hormone stimulus
Cellular component (GO): plasma membrane
Molecular function (GO): peptide binding; G protein-coupled receptor activity
Source: RefSeq, a predicted model, not a curated record
GUCAUUCUGCAAAAGCUGCCCAGAACAGGCUUUCCUCUGAAAAGCAGUGCCAUUCCUUUUUAGAAAGACUGAAUCUAAGUGCUGUCUCUGGAGACAAGAAGCCUUCAGUAUGUUAAAUUACUUUCAUUAUGUAUUUUCAGAUGCUUAUUGAUUCCACAGUAGGAAGAGUGAGAGACUGCAGCAGCCUCCAAGCAGCACUACAUGUUCCAUACAUUAGCAGUACUGCUGAAACAAUAGCACAGUACAGACACACAUUUUCAUUAAGGUCUUUUUUGAAGAGGUGUUUAUGACCCUCUUCCCCCAGUCCUCUACUAACCAGUGAACAAAAUGAAUCAAUCAAAACUGGAAAUGCUUCAACUACAUCAAGAAUUUAUCAAAUCUUUAGCAGAGGGCCCAAAGCAGCUAAUUCAGUAUUUACAACUGACAAUAUGAAGAAUGCAUCUGACCCAUCACCUCCCUAGCUGUCUGAACCACAAACUGCAGGAUAUUCUUGCAACAAUGAUUCUAAGACAUUAAGGAGUUAAAACCAGAGAAUAUAGGUCUACGUUACUGCUGGGAUAUACCACAUCGACAGUAACCAUCCUAAGAAGAUGCUAUAUAAAACAGCCACAAAAUGAAAAUAUAACUGUAAAAGCCUGAAAACAAAAUGGUGAGCAUUUUUAAAGGGAGAGUUUAUAAUUUAACAUACCAAAAUUGUGGAGCCACCAAUUCCUGAAGAAACAAUGAAACAUGGAUUGCCAAGAGAAUGACAUACAUUACCAGCAAGCUAAAUGAAGCUUUAGCAAGUAUUUUUCUGCAUUAAAUAUUCAGAUAUUCAUAUCAAUUGAUAUUACUAAAGGAUUUUUCCAUCUGAGUUUUAUGACCAAUUAUGUAUCCUCUUCUAAUGAAAACAAACCAAAUUAAAUAGCAGAUGGUUUUUAUCAAGAGAACAUGGACUGGACUUAUAACCAAGUUAUGUGACCAAGAAAUCAUUUCAAAAUAAUGAGGACUGCUAUAGAAACAGAUUUACAUUUGUAACAAAAGGAUGUCUAAGUACAUUUUAGAAGCUAGAAACCUUAUGUUUCUUUUGUUUUCAUAUGUUCUGGAAAAUAAAGAGACAUCAUCACAUAUUCUCUCAAAGGGAAACAAUUCCUAUCAUUUGAGGAAGUUUCUCUCGGUCGUGACUUUUUAAGGCAAAACAAACACAAGUAUUUUGUACUGGUCUUUAGAAAUUCAUCAGCCAACUAAAUCUCACAAUUCAUGCAGUUGAAGUAUUGGAGAGAAAAAUGAAAGAAUUCCUACAAGACAUGAAAUAAAACACAGCUACUUCACUGUUGUCAGGGAAAAAACCAACUGCUCCAAAAGAAUGUGUUUUUCUCCCAUUCUGGAAAUCAACAUGCAGCCUGAAUCUAACAUUACAGUGCGAGAUGACAUUGAUGACAUCAACACCAAUAUGUACCAACCACUAUCAUAUCCAUUAAGCUUUCAAGUGUCUCUCACCGGAUUUCUUAUGUUAGAAAUUGUGUUGGGACUUGGCAGCAACCUCACCGUAUUGGUACUUUACUGCAUGAAAUCCAACUUAAUCAACUCUGUCAGUAACAUUAUUACGAUGAAUCUUCAUGUACUUGAUGUAAUCAUUUGUGUGGGAUGUAUUCCUCUAACUAUAGUUAUCCUUCUGCUUUCACUGGAGAGUAACACUGCUCUCAUCUGCUGUUUCCAUGAGGCCUGUGUAUCUUUUACAAGUGUCUCAACAGCAAUCAACGUUUUUGCUAUCACUUUGGACAGAUAUGACAUCUCUGUAAAGCCUGCAAACCGAAUUCUGACAAUGGGCAGAGCUGUAAUGCUAAUGAUAUCCAUUUGGAUUUUUUCAUUUUUCUCCUUCCUGAUUCCCUUUAUUGAGGUAAAUUUUUUCAGCCUUCAAAAUGGAAAUACAUGGGAAAACAAGACACUUCUGUGUGUCAGUACGAAUGAAUACUACACUGAACUGGGAAUGUAUUAUCACCUGCUAGUACAGAUCCCAAUAUUCUUUUUCACUGUCAUAGUAAUGUUAAUCACAUACACCAAAAUACUUCAGGCCCUCAAUAUUCGAAUAGGCACAAGAUUCUCAACAGGGCAGAAGAAGAAAGCAAGAAAGAAAAAGACGAUUUCUCUAACCACACAACACGAGACUACAGACAUGUCACAAAGCAGUGGUGGGAGAAAUGUAGUCUUUGGUGUUAGAACUUCAGUCUCUGUAAUAAUUGCCCUCCGGCGAGCUAUGAAACGACACCGUGAACGACGAGAAAGGCAAAAGAGGGUCUUCAAAAUGUCUUUAUUGAUUAUUUCUACAUUUCUUCUCUGCUGGACACCAAUUUCUGUUUUAAAUACCACCAUUUUAUGUUUAGGCCCAAGUGACCUUUUAGUAAAAUUAAGGUUGUGUUUUCUAGUCAUGGGUUAUGGAACAACUAUAUUUCAUCCUCUAUUAUAUGCAUUUACUAGACAAAAAUUUCAAAAGGUCUUGAAAAGUAAAAUGAAAAAGCGAGUUGUUUCCAUAGUAGAAGCUGAUCCCAUGCCUAAUAAUGCUGUAAUACACAACUCUUGGAUAGAUCCUAAAAGAAACAAAAAAAUUACCUUUGAAGAUAGUGAAAUUAGAGAAAAAUGUUUAGUACCUCAGGUUGUCACAGACUAGGGAAAAGGCUAAGUUUCACCAAACCCACAUUCAGAAGUUUUAAAUUUAAACUGUAAAGAAUUACUGCCAAAUAUAAGAAAAACAUUUUAAGUACUGGUUAUGUUGUAAAUUUUCAAUGUAAAUGUCAAGAUUAGAUUAGGUCAUAUAUAUUCAAUUUUUUCAUUACUUAAUGUAUUUGUUGCAUGGCAGUUUGUUAAGGUAAUAUCAUGUGUAUAUUUUGUCAAUAUUAUGUCCAUCAAAAGACAUUUAUGUAAGUCAUAUUUUCUAAAGAAUAAAUACAUAGCCUUAAAACACUGUAUAACUUUAAAAU